Messenger RNA from Cloeon dipterum, 691 nucleotides. RefSeq lists its product as uncharacterized. The transcript has 3 exons. The record is from RefSeq and is a predicted model, not a curated record. NCBI's taxonomy places the organism in Eukaryota, Metazoa, Arthropoda, Insecta, Ephemeroptera, Baetidae. Bases 84 to 569 code for a protein of 161 amino acids.
GUCACCUGUGCUAAUCUCGGGCGUUUAUCAGCGAGCGCGACAGAUAAGCGGCGAAUAUAUCGAUUCGACUCACGCAUGCAGAGAUGGCCGGUCGGCGGGCCACGCUGGCCGCCCUCAAGCGGCCGCUCCUCGUCGGAAAACUCGUCUUUUUGGCUCUGGUGGGCAGCGUUCUGGGCCUUCACACGCAGGUGUAUCCUUGGGUGUUCGACGUUGGCGGCCACCACCACGUGCUCCUGGUGCACGUGGCCGGCGGGGUGGCCGCCGCCCUCGCUUCAAUGGCCGCCGUUGGCCACCUCUUGCUGCAGCCACUGCCGCUUCUGCUCGAGGCCUCUUUCGACGUGGUGAGCGCGGCGCUGCUGUCAGGUGGCGGCGGCGUGCUGCUGUCGGCGUGGGGCCAGCUGCUCAACGACAACAGCACCGUGGCGACGCACUUCGUGCUGCCCGGCGUCCACACCGUCGGCUUUCUCAACAUCAACAACCUGGCCGCCGCCGGCUUUCUCGCUGUCGGCGCCGCUGUCACUGCCCUGGCGCAGGUCGUCGUCGCCCUGAGAUGCCCGAGGCCCGUGUGAAAAGCCCUUUUCUCGAAAAGAGACGGACUCUUGGGAGUGUGUUGGCUCCGUUAAUGUGUGUUAAAUAGUAUUCAACGACCUGUAUCUAUUGUCAAUUAUUUUAUUAAAUUCGAAAAAUUAUU